Lynx canadensis (Canada lynx) is the source of this 8490-nucleotide messenger RNA. It is a transcript of the gene ST7, whose product is annotated as suppression of tumorigenicity 7. The coding region runs from base 352 to 1980 and encodes 542 amino acids. NCBI's taxonomy places the organism in Eukaryota, Metazoa, Chordata, Mammalia, Carnivora, Felidae. The transcript has 16 exons. The record is from RefSeq and is a predicted model, not a curated record.
AGCCGCUGUUGCUGCUGCCUCCAGUCGUGCCCCUGCUGCUACCUAGUCCUGCCUCACUGCAUCCCAGAAGAGCCACGUUGGCUUGCCUUCCCCUAUUGGAUUUUCACAAGCAGCUCUUCGGGUUUUUGUGCUGUAGGAGACCUUGCUUUUCAAUCACACGGGAGAACACUGAAGCUUGUAAGAGGAGAAUCUGGCAGCUGGACACAGCUUGGACUGCAUUGUGUGUCUUCAUGACCCCUGCUGUGUAGCGGCUCAUCUUUUCACUCUCCCGCGUACACCCUCCUCGAUUUUAUUUCCUUCCCUUUUUUUUUCUUUCUUCUGAUUUUUUUAAAGCAGCCUCUGGAGCCAGCCAUGUUUGGCACUGAAUCUUCAUUGAGCAUGUUUUUGAACACAUUAACACCGAAGUUCUACGUGGCCCUGACAGGCACUUCCUCACUAAUAUCAGGGCUCAUUUUGAUAUUUGAAUGGUGGUAUUUUCGCAAGUAUGGAACAUCAUUCAUUGAACAAGUGUCAGUAAGCCACUUGCGCCCCCUCCUGGGAGGUGUUGACAACAACUCCUCCAACAAUUCUAACUCCAGUAAUGGGGACUCAGAUUCCAACAGGCAAAGUGUCUCAGAAUGCAAAGUAUGGCGAAAUCCACUGAAUUUAUUUAGGGGCGCUGAAUAUAAUCGGUACACUUGGGUGACAGGACGAGAGCCUCUGACUUACUAUGACAUGAAUCUCUCUGCCCAGGACCACCAGACGUUCUUUACUUGUGACUCAGACCACCUGCGUCCUGCAGAUGCAAUAAUGCAGAAAGCCUGGAGAGAGAGAAACCCCCAAGCUAGGAUUUCUGCAGCUCAUGAAGCCUUAGAGAUAAAUGAAAUUAGGUCCAGAGUUGAAGUUCCCCUAAUUGCUUCCUCUACCAUCUGGGAGAUAAAAUUGUUACCAAAGUGUGCAACUGCUUAUAUUCUCUUGGCUGAAGAGGAAGCAACAACCAUUGCUGAAGCAGAAAAGCUGUUUAAGCAGGCCCUGAAGGCUGGAGAUGGCUGUUACCGGCGUUCUCAGCAGCUACAGCAUCACGGAUCCCAGUAUGAAGCCCAACAUAGACGAGAUACCAACGUCUUGGUCUACAUCAAAAGAAGGCUAGCAAUGUGUGCCAGAAGACUCGGGAGGACCAGGGAAGCAGUGAAAAUGAUGAGAGAUUUGAUGAAGGAGUUCCCCUUGCUGAGCAUGUUCAACAUCCAUGAAAACCUUCUAGAAGCACUUCUGGAACUACAAGCAUAUGCUGAUGUUCAGGCAGUCUUAGCAAAGUAUGAUGAUAUAAGCUUACCAAAGUCGGCAACAAUAUGCUAUACAGCUGCCUUGCUCAAAGCAAGAGCUGUCUCUGACAAAUUCUCUCCCGAGGCUGCAUCUCGGCGGGGGCUGAGCACAGCAGAGAUGAACGCAGUAGAGGCCAUUCAUAGAGCUGUGGAAUUCAACCCUCACGUGCCAAAAUACCUACUAGAAAUGAAAAGCUUAAUUCUACCCCCAGAACAUAUCCUGAAGCGAGGGGACAGUGAAGCAAUAGCAUAUGCGUUCUUUCAUCUGGCGCACUGGAAGAGGGUGGAAGGGGCUUUGAAUCUUUUGCAUUGUACGUGGGAAGGCACUUUUCGGAUGAUCCCUUAUCCCUUGGAAAAGGGACAUCUGUUUUAUCCUUACCCAAUCUGUACAGAAACAGCAGAUCGAGAGCUGCUUCCAUCUUUCCAUGAAGUCUCAGUUUACCCAAAGAAGGAGCUUCCCUUCUUCAUCCUCUUCACUGCCGGAUUGUGUUCCUUCACAGCCAUGCUGGCCCUCUUGACACAUCAGUUCCCGGAACUCAUGGGGGUCUUUGCAAAAGCUAUGAUUGACAUUUUCUGCUCGGCAGAGUUCAGGGACUGGAAUUGCAAGAGCAUUUUCAUGCGUGUUGAAGAUGAACUGGAAAUUCCACCGGCACCUCAAUCUCAACAUUUCCAAAACUGAACUCAUCACCCUUUUCCCCCACCACCAAAACCACCCCUCCUCCUGUAUCCCUGACCUCUGCCAUUGCCUCUGCCAUCCACCCAGUUACCCAAGCCAGAAGCGCAGCAGCCCUCCCAGGCUCCUCUCUCACUAUCCACACCCUACCUGUCUCAGCUCCCAGUCUGUCGGAUCUAACCUCCAAUGCUACUAGGCGUUCAGUAAAUGUAAUUCAUCCCUUCUUAGCCCCUUCUCUCCCCAUAGCAUCUCUCUCAGUUUAGGUCUUGUUAUUUCUUGCUUGGACUCCUCUGCCAGAGUCUUAACUGGUCUCCUUGCUUCCAGUUCCAUCCCCUGCCAGUCCUUCUCUCGUACUGACACAAGAAUGAUCUUUCUAAAUUGCAAGUCUGAGCAUGUCACUUCCCUGCUUGAAUUUCUCCAAAGGUUUCCCACCAACUUCAGAAUAAAGUCCCAGAUCUUUAGCAAGGCAUGCAAGGUCCUUUACAAUCAUGCCUUGCUUGCCUCUUCGGCCUCAUCUCUCCCACCUCUUGCAUAGACACUGCUCUUAGACCAUAUUGACUCACCACUCCCAGAUGCACAGGCUCUUGUACACCCCAGUGCCUUUGCACGUGCCUUUUGCUCUGCAUGGAAUGCCCUUCCCCAUCACCACCUUGGCUUGUCCACUCUACUAACUCCUCUUCACUCUUUUACACUCAGCUUUCUUUCUAAGUUUCUCCCAAGCUGAGUUAGAGGUCUUUCCUCCGUGAUCCCACAGUAUUCUAUGAAUACCUAUAUUAUCACACUUAUUGUACUAUAAUUGUUAAAAACUUGUCCGUCCCCCUUUUAGAAUGUGAGCUCCUUGAGAGCAGGACUGUGUCUUCCUCAUCUCUGUAUCCCCAAAGCUUUGCACAGUGCCUUGCACGUAGUAGGUUUUCAAUAAAUGAUUAUUAAAUAAAUAAAUGGUAGUGGUUUCUGCAGAAAGAAUCACUGUAAAAAUCAGAUAGAGUUUAGCAUUUCUCCUCUUCUUUUGUAAUUAUAAUCAUGGACUCUUAGAGUUGAAAGGGACCUUAAACUGCCUUCAAGAGUAAUGGGAUGGAGGUCAUUUAGACUCUUCUUGAAUGCUCUCAGUGAUGGGGAACUUGCCUACUUAACAUCAAAGCCCAUUUCAUUGUUGGAUCACUCAGAAGUCUUCUUUAUAUAAAAUAUGCCUUCCUCUAAUAGCCACCUGUUGUUCCUCUCUACCCUCCAAAACUAUACUCAACAAGUCUCCUUGCAAAUUCUUAUGACAGCUAAUACAUUCGUAGCAACCUCUGACCUCUGACUCUUGGUAAAACAUCUCAAAUUUCCUUAAGUCUUCUGUAUAUAACAUGAUUUUUAAACCCAGAACGCCCCAUGUUGGUUGUUCCCUAGUUUAUGGACCUCCACUAUUCAUUAUUAUACUCCCAAGCCAACCUCUGAGUAAAAAUAGUUGCCAAAAUUCUGAAUAGACUAGAGUUUAACUUAGCAAAAUUUAAAAUAGGAAUAUAUUUACAAUAGUAGACAAUUAUAUUUCCUCCUUUUAUGUUCCUCUCUUAAACAUUUUUUAGAGCAUUUUUAUAAAAAUAUGUCAUUGUCCCAGUAUUUUUCAGUAAACAAAUAGCAGUUGGUGGGAUUUUGGAUCAGAAUAGAGAUUUUCACCCUCUAGUGUGAAAAAAAUUCACUUGGCCCCACCACCAGAAACUCAGAAUAUUGAGUGCUAGCACCCAGAAAUCUGUGUUUUUAACAAGGAUUCCAGCAGGUUCUGAGUGAGGUGUUGAGCACCAUACCUGCUUCUAGGAACACUGGUCUCUAGCAAGCUGAACAUCUGAGCAGCCACUCACAAGUACGUGGUGCUGUGCCAGUGCCACUGGGGGGGAAAGCUUUCGAAGGUGACAGAUGUUUCGCCCUGGCUGUACCUUGGAAUCACCUAGGGAGCUUACAAGUGACUAAUGCCUGCCUCCUGACUUCACUGGCCUGGGGUGCAGCAUGGGCAUCUUAAGUUUUCAGAUGCUUCCCAGGCGAUUCAGGUGUGCAGCCAGGGCCAAGACCACCAUAUUGAAUGAAAUGACUAAUGGCCUGAAACUGCAUUAACCAGGGAAGGGUCUGGGGGAGUGGAGGAUAGUAAAUAGAAUACAACUAAGUGUCCCUAGAAAAGGCUCUGCUGGCUCCAGAAUAUCAGUGAUGUGUUCAUUAUGGAUCAUUUAAUGUUUCCAAAGCUCUGGUUUUGAGUCUAGAUCAGAUGAUUGAAUAAAAUAUCAUUUUGCCUUAUGGUCCUCCAAUUUUAUACUCUACCGAGGUGCAGUAGUUUGGUCAGCUACUCAUAAUAACCAAAUAUAGUUUAGAUAAAUUUGCUUUUAAACCUCUGCCUGGAAGAUCACAUUCAUCUUGCCCUUCCUGAAGGUUUAACAGUUUCCAAAAUGUUUAGAGAGACUUUGUGGGGAAGGAAGAUGGAUGGCCUGAAGGAGACAGGCACCGUCCCUCUCCCCCGACCUUGUCCCCAGAGUCUUCCCCCAUGUUUUCACCCUCCUCACUGCUGCAGGCCUCUCAUGAAGCCCCCUGCACGUUAUCGCAGUCGCCCUAUAGGCUUCCCACAACCAUUUGCAGCUUGUGAAAAUGACUUUCUCAGCCCUCGCCUGAGAUAAUAUCCCUGGGAUAAUGACUUUUAGUAGAUGCAGAGAGAUUGCACUGGCACCCCCCAGGCUACAUGCAGCUUGGGAACUCUCCAGUGUGUUUAUAUGUUGAUAUGCAGCUAGUAAAGAAGCCCACAGCAAAGUGGGAGCCACUGGAAAAUAGUAAAACGAACGGCUUCAACUGGCUUUCCCCCCUAAUCUAAUCUACCUCAAUGACUUAAGACUAACUCUUCCUAGAAUGUUUGGUUACUAAGAUAAGGUUGCUCAUAUAAAUAAGUUAUCGUUCCAAACCCAGCCCCUCAUAGAAUGUGGGAAGGUCAGCAUUUUGACCCUGUCUGCUUUGAAGGGCUCUGUCUUUCCUCCUCUGAUCUCUCUCCUUCACUGAGACUGAGCCCCCUGACUUCUGACUCUCAUCUUCACUUAUAGGCCUUGACCUCUUUGAAGUCUGAUAUUGAUUACAGUGAAAUGUCAAUUGUCUGAUUGCAUAGGGCACCUGGAACUUAUUCAGAUAAGCAGAGGCAUUUUGAAUGUUAACGAAGCAUGUUGGGAGCCAUGACCUUCUUCUAAAUAAUGGUGUUUUGGGAAAAGGAGGAUCAGGCGAUUGAAGUGUCACUCUCUCUUUUUUAUUAGUUCAGUUGCCUUUUCUCACCAUAAGACACUGAUUGAAUCACAGUGCGUUUUGGACCAUGUAUCUCUGCCCUCUGGACAGAAGUUUUGGAUGUUGAGAUAGACGAGCUGUUCCAGGGGUGCCUGGUGUUGCUCAUUCAGACUAAACUUUUCAGGCCAUAAAUUUCCCGAGUCUGUAAGUGAAACUGCCGUUUCUCCAUGCAUUGGUUGAGUCUCUGGCCAAAAAUAUUGUCUGAUUUUCAAACAUGCAAACAAGUAUAAAUGAACAUCCAAAGCAAGGCAUGUUCCCCCAAACUUGUUUUUUAUACCUCCUGAUGAAAGCCACUAACCUUUAUCUGGUUACUGAAUGAGAGGGCUUAUCAGCUUCAGACGCCUCAUUACCUUGUAUGCUUCUUCCCUGUGGGAGAGGGAUGGGGAAGAGGAUGCAGGGAGGGGUGCUGAGGAGGGAGGUAGCUUAGUAAUAAAAGGUGCACAUCCCCACUUGGGUGCUGCGAGAGAAUUAGGAUCUUUAUGAAAAGGUUCUGGGGAUUCUUUUCUCAAUUCUCCCAAGAACAGACCACUCUAGAUAUGAGGGAGAGCAGUAAAUCAUCACAUAUACUGGAGGUGGUAGGACUUCAUUUCUCUUGCGGAAACUUACUGAGAAGUGCAGGUAAAGUUCAAGGAGUCAGGGCCCACUGUGUCUUACUGUGCAGUGUGAGAAGAGGGGCAGUUACAGACAUCAAACAGGGUGGGAGAUUCCCCUCUUGAUUUCCAGAGGCCCCACUUUUGUUCUUUUUAUGCAAGUCAGGUCAGUGCCCAAAACAAAGCAAACAAACAGGCCUUAUUUUGAAGCAACUUUGUAACGACCUCUUCAUUUGCUCUGCUACCCAAGCUGAGGCUCCUUGGUGUGCCACAUUUAGUGUGUGAAAUUGCCCAGAAUACAGACCAUGAGCGAUGCCUUUCAUCUAACCACAGUAGCUCAUGCUAGUAUUCAGUAGUUCCUUACCCACUCCAUCACAACUUCGGUGGUUCUAAAUCUUUUUUAGGUCAAGUCUUUAGGAGAUGAUAACUUCACCAGCAAUAUCACUUGUUUGGUGAGCCCCAACUAACAACCCCUGUCAGCAUCUCUGGUUUAUCCAGACUACGUCAGCACCUGGCUCCUCUUUAUGGAACUAGGAUUAUAGGCAGAUGCUGUGUUUUAUGGAGCCUUAGUGGUCUCAGAUUACAAACAAACAAAAUCUCAAAACUAGGAUUUUAAUAAACAAACAAUCUUCUCAUUGCUAGGAUUUUACAAACUCUGUCAUCAGCAGCUUGGGUAGUAAUUACUCAUUCCUGGGCCACAGGGAGAGCAUCCCACAUGGUUCUGUGCAUGUAACAAAGGACAGUUUCAGAAGGUUACCAGAAAUUGCCAUAUAUCUAAGACCCACUUGAUGAAAGAGCCAUCCACAUUUGCUCAAGUGCUAACAUGGCUGCCUAUUUCUUAACUCCAAACCCAAGGUGGCAUUCAAGGCCCUCCCCAGAGUUCUUCUGGUCACUUUUAAACUCUGCACUAUUGAGCUAAGCUGAAUUAUUUAUCCUCUUCUGAGCAUACCAGUUACUUUCCCAUUUCUGUUCCAGCUGCUCAUUGAACCUGGAGGGAUCACCUGCUUGUAUUUCUCUCCUUGCCAUCCUUGCCCCAUCUGCAUCUCUGACAUCCCAGCCAUCCGUUGUGGUCUAUUUCAGUUGCUCCAUUUUAAGUUUUUCCUGAUUCUUUCAAUCCGAAUGAAUUCUCUCCCUUUUCUGAAUCCUCUUGAUGCUUUUAUCUUCCAUCUUCCAUUCUAUGAUGGUCUAUCUGGUACUAUUACUUUGUUGUGUAAAGAUCUCUGUGGCCACCUAUCCCUCCCCCAUGACCCUAGGCUUUGAGCUCCCUGAUAAUGGGAGUUUGUUCCCAGACUCCUUUAUAUUUCAUCCAGCACUUAGGUGCCUUACUGAGUAAAUACAUUUAAUUGAUGUAAAAGACACAGCAUGGGGAAAGAUUCCAAAUCUUACACUAUCUUGAGUUUCCUCACUCUAAUGUCACACUUAAUGGUCCAGCUAUAAUGUGUCACAGACCUUCCCAAGUAGUAUUCUACUGCUUCUUAAAAACAACUAGAGAAAAGGAAAGAUUCUGAGGUCAAGUGAAUUUUGGAAACUUGCCUGCCAUACCCCUUAUUGAAGACCUGAAAUCAUAGAACAUAUGGCCAAUGGAGGAGCCUGUUUUACUUCAUUAAAUAUACUACUACUUUGACCUCAGAACCAUGCUCCCCCUCUGCAUGUGUAUUUACAUACUACCCUUGGUGGUGUAGACUGUGCUCUGCUGAGGAUAAGGGAUUAGGACAAAGAACACCACAGUGUAAGAACCAGGUAUUGAACCCUAAUGAGAUAAUACCUUGGUUCUAAACAGAUGGAGAGCAUGGAAACCACCCAGACACCUCUGUCUCAUAUGGGGCUCUGUUAGGGGACCUCUUCUGCCAGAUGCUGAAUGGUUUGCAGAAUGAAGCUGAUUCUUCACAAGAACAUAAUCAGAACAAAUUUGAGGUUAUGUUAAAUGAGUCUCAGGCAAGGCACUUGGCUUUCUUAAAAGGCACUGUUAAUGAGCAUUAUUCUCUACAUGAAAAGCAGAAAGGAGUUUAGAAACCAAAUGAGAGAGCUCCCAAACAUCUCCUCAGACAGCACUUCUUCAACAAGGACAUGUCAUCCAUGGACUGGCCAGUUUGCUGCCCUCCCCCAGGCGUCCAUGAUGCACUCCACUAAGCAGGUAGUUCAGAAAUGAGCAUGGGCUACAGAGGUGUUUCGGAGACAAUAGGAUCCCAAAGCAAUUUACAGCCAUGUAUCAAACUUGCCUUUUUGAAAUUGCCUUGUCCACUUAAAGUGGGUUCUGUACCCAGCUAGGCAGGCAGGUGAUCUAAGUUGUCACCAUCUUUUAACUCCUCAGCCUACUUGUCACCCAACUGUCAGUCCCUUUUAAUGGCACCUGUAGGGGCAGCGCAGAUCCUGAAGACGAAUUGGAAGGACUGGGGACUGUGGGUCUGCUGUCAGGAGUGAAGGGGGCAGCAGCAGACACUUCUCCUUACCUAUCAGAGCUGGGGGGUGGGGGCUGGAACUCAGGUGUGAUCAUCAACUAUGUUUCCCAUAAACAUAAAUAUAAAAUUGUAGCCUUUGAGACUUACAUGAUACCGAGACUGAAGAUCCAAGUGUAGGUUGGAGAGGUUCAUUUUAUAGCCUUGAACGAGAUCUCUCCUGACUCUCUGCCUUUCUGGUUUCU